GCAUACCGAGAGCCACUUCCGGAACAAGCGUCGCGUUUCUCAGGAGAAACUGCUGGUGAGAAUUCCCAGAGUGAUAAUGGCUACCUACAGCCUGGCGAACGAGAGACUACGCGCUCUGGAAGACAUUGAACGGGAAAUCGGCGCCAUCCUUCAGAAUGCAGGUACUGUGAUCCUAGAAUUGUCCAAGGAAAAAACUAACGAGCGGCUUCUAGACCGGCAGGCGGCGGCCUUCACCGCUUCAGUGCAACACGUGGAGGCGGAGUUGUCAGCUCAGAUCCGCUACCUCACCCAGGUGGCCACAGGGCAGCCCCAUGAGGGCUCCAGCUACUCUUCGAGGAAGGACUGUCAGAUGGCUCUGAAGCGAGUGGACUAUGCCCGCCUCAAGCUCAGUGAUGUGGCUCGAACCUGUGAGCAGAUGCUGGAGAACUAGGCCAGGGAGAUGGACCCAGAGCUCAGAGGGAGACCAUCGCCUGUGCCAUGGGACAGAACCUGGGAACAUGUAGGGUGGGGAGUAUGAGCACCAACAUACCCUGCUGGUCAAAGUACCCUAGGACAAAGGGGCAAAUGGUGGGCAUGGAAAAACUGAAGCCUGAGCCUGCCCACAGCUAUGCCCUGGCCUCUCCAGCAGGGUGCUCCUGCUCUGCACCCCAGAAACACCCUGACAGGCUCAGAGAGGAGAUGGAAACUGACAUACCCAACCCACUUCCUCAAACACAUCAUGCUGCUGCCCCAAGCUUCCCGCAGACUUGGCCUACCGAAGAUACAUACUUCUUCAUUCAGAGAGACAAAACAAGAACUAGAGUUUUAAUAAUAAUAAAAUAACAAUAAAAACAAGAUCA
Messenger RNA from Nomascus leucogenys (northern white-cheeked gibbon), 839 nucleotides. It is a transcript of the gene MED11, whose product is annotated as mediator complex subunit 11. Gene Ontology annotation, cellular component: mediator complex. Gene Ontology annotation, biological process: regulation of transcription by RNA polymerase II. Lineage: Eukaryota; Metazoa; Chordata; Mammalia; Primates; Hylobatidae. The record is from RefSeq and is a predicted model, not a curated record. Gene Ontology annotation, molecular function: transcription coregulator activity.